AUGGCUCUCACGCUCAGCUGCAGGGCGCCUUUUCCCAGUCCUCGGCUCGUCGUUGCGUCAUCGCAGGCGGCGACACCUGCCAACAGUACAGCUAAAUGGGAUAAUGUGCUAAUGGAGACGCAGGGCCGGACAUGCUUGGAGGCCGCCAAGGACAAUGAGACAGUUCGCGCGAUCCAAGAUAUAUGGCGUUGCCAUCUUACUGGGUUCACUGCUACAGACGCCGCAUCCACCCUCUCCAUCUCAGAAACUGUUGGCUCGAAUACUGGUGCUGCAUUCCUAGCGAAGACGGAAACUAGCGCGUUCCUGAUGUUUGCACCAGUCUACCUACAGAAUGCCCAUACGUUCUUCUCCGAACGACCCCCUGCGCGAUGCGCUCGUCAAGCCGCUGUCUCCGCCAUAUAUCUGACUGUCUAUGUCUUGUACCUCGAUGCAGUCGUCCAACUGUAUCAUUCAACAAGAGGCUGUACGGUGGAUGGGCAUACGGGCUAUCAAACUCGCCGUGCUCCGGAUGCGGACGUGGUCGAGCGCGAUCGCAAAGGUCCAUGGUAUCGGAAGACUUCCAGUGGGUUUCCGCCAUCAGGACGAUGGAGCUAUCGAACUAUGCUUUUGCUGACGAACUCCUCAGAGCAUCCGGUCCCUUGUGCAACAAUCGCAGCAUGUGGGACCGGUCUCAUCGCGAUGCGCUAUAUCGAGCCCGCGAGUCUGCAAUGGGAGUGUCAUGAGACGUGUAAGGGAGCUCCGUGA
Messenger RNA from Postia placenta MAD-698-R-SB12, 744 nucleotides. RefSeq lists its product as hypothetical. The record is from RefSeq and is a predicted model, not a curated record. Bases 1 to 744 code for a protein of 247 amino acids. Lineage: Eukaryota; Fungi; Basidiomycota; Agaricomycetes; Polyporales; Adustoporiaceae. The transcript is spliced from 5 exons.